AUGCAGGUGACGGCUGCAUCACUAACUCCACUGGAAGUUUUAACUGGAAGCAGUGGUUCGAUCUUUACCAAAGCUUCAUCGUGUCUGCAACCUGUCGAACACCGUUCUGUUUCGACACCGUUGCUUCCACCCGACAGUUCAUCGAACCCCGACUGUCAUGAAGCCUCCAGAUCAGAAAAGUCGCCCGACCCUCUGUCUCCAUCUUCCCCUUCUCCGGUCUUGGAGCCACCUACAAAUCCGAAGAAAAAGAAAGCUACAAUCGUCAUUCAGUGUGAGGCUGUCUCCACUCCGCUAGUCAUCAUUCGGGCUCCUGAGACUAAGAAACUCAGCCUCACAGUAAAUGAAACAUUUUCUACCCGAAUUCAACGUUACGAUGAGGAUACCCCGAACGAUGACGAAUCCUCUCUUUACGAAUACGAUGGCAAUUCGGACUUGUCUGCUUCUUCCAGUUCAUCGGACUGCCCGCCAGUGGCCAAAUAUAGGGUAGACUCCUACUUUGGAGUCUUGUUAACAAGGCUCCAAUCUUGUCCCUUAACAUGUUUAAGGCCUUUAUCCCGGAACGUCUAAGACGACUAUUCUUUAGCCUGCUAUUUUUUAUUGGUUCGCAUGUGGCGCCCAAGGAAGGGUAGUCACUUUGAUGGACUGACAGUGACACUGAAUUCCUGGCCGCGUGGUUUGGUUGUUCUACUUUGAUCCUCCGCCCGCAUUCAGCAAUUGACUGUAGCUCCUUGAAAUUAGAAUAAGCGCACUGGGUGGACCUCAACAAUCGCAUCCAGUGACGGACAAAACCAAAUGAGAGUUAGCUGGUGUACGCCCCCACUCGAUAAAUUUGUAUGUGUAGUCUGAUUCGGUCAGUAGGGUGAGACCGGCUGUGUUGCGACAUGUGCGAACGGGGGUAAUUACUAGGUCGGCCAUGGUGUUCAAACCUGUUGGCAGUCAUUUUGACCUUGUCUUACAACCAGAAUAUGAUAGUUGUGAGAGGGGAGAGAAGGAGAGAAAUCCAUAACGCCUUACUCCUCCUUACCAUAGUUUAAACCACACAAAAGUCGCUACUUUCCCGACCUAAUGGCCGUCAUUGUAACGCCUGACUGACAAACUAAUUGUCCUGUCGCAUGCUAUUUGUUUGAACAAGGUCGGCAAGAGAGACAUAAGAUUGUGUGUUAUCUAUACUACUAGCCACGUUUUGUGGUAUAGAAGUUAGCUUUUCUGUGCUGCUCGUUUUUAAAAGAGGGUCACUACGAAGUCUCAUCGAGUGGCCCAUUUUCGCAGUGCAACUCUGUGCCACGGUUAACAGGCAACCUCCUAAAACAUGCAGCGUGCCAGACGUUCCAGGUGAAAACUUUGUUAACCUUGAAUAAUGCGCUCUUUUUCAGAUGUUUGUUGGCAUAUAUGUCUAUCACUUGUAGACUUCAUCGGGCCGGCCGAGGCGGAGAGCCUGUCCAAAAUGUCGACAAAAAUUUAUACGUAGAGAUGCCUACAAGAAACAUUUGGUUCGCGUGCACGGCCUCCUACCGAUAUGUUGCGAAGAAGAGGGUAGGUUGGUGAUUUCAAGCACUUGCUAUUCGAAGACUUUCGUGCUAAACCUGUUUCAGUCAGAAGCAUGACAGUGAAAAAAAUCUCACCACGUGUACAAAAUUUGAUGCACGGCCUUCAAUCUGCGUGGCUUGUCCAGUAUUCCAUGUCCUCACAACUUUUCUUCGCAUAGCACUUUGAUGUUAGCCGCCCCCCACUUUGCAUAACUGCUUGGUAAAAUUUUUUUGUGGAUUUUUUUACCCUAUUUGUUAUACUUUAGAGCGCAAAUACAUCGCUUCCAUGAUAUACUAGUUUUGUGCCAAAAUGCGGCUUUUGCUAAUCAGACUGAAUUUUCGCCUUGCUAGUGGUGAUUCCUAGGCAUCAGCGUCAUUAGAUAGUCUCAUUGGGCCAAUUUCUAAAAGUCCAGUUGUAAAUUGUGGCUGACUCGGCGUUUACUCCCCCCCCCUGCCAAACAAGGAUCAUUGUGAUGUUACUUAUCGCAUUAGUAGUAAUAUGAAUAGUUCACAUUAAAAACAGUAAACGUGGUAGUAAUACCAUUAGUUUUAACGGCAGUAGUAAUGGCAACCAUAGGAGAUAGGAAUUUAUGGUUUUUGGUAGUGUCAAUGGUAGUGGUAGUAAUAGUUGUUUCGUCGGUGUUGAGGUGAUGGCAUGGAUAAUGACAAUUGAUUGUCCUCAUCUUUUUAGGAUGCAAGGAACGAUUUUCUACCCUGUCAGAACUAUUUAAACACCGCAAGACACAUGACCCCAACUGCCACUUCCCCUGCAUGAGUUGUCGUCGCGUCUUUACUUCGGCUCAUGCCCGUGCUGUAAGCUCAUUCUCAUAUCUUCAUGUCUUAACGACUUUCAUCAUACUGAUUCAGCCGUCUUCUUGCCAAAACUUAACCGCAUUUCGAAUAACUGUCACCUAAUCGAGUCGGUUAGUGGCGGACAACCGCACGUGGUCUGGUUACUUGGCGUGUCAACCGUACAAACCACCGACUGAGGAGACAGAAAUAUGCUCAAAAUCCACUUCCAGUACGUCCAUCCGUAUCUUCUGUUGGCGAUCUCAGUAUCGUUGCCGGCAGAGUCGGACGAGUUGACGUCCUGUGCAACUUCGUUCUGUGAUCAGCGCUGCCCAAGACCGAGCCACCUGAAUAGGUGGUUAAGGAGGCUGCAUUUGGCCGGUGAUUUUCCUAACUUACCCAACAGGCCUUCAUUGGUGGUGCUGUUGGAGAGCAGUGUCCGAUAAUGGGGUGUUCCCAGCUUCCAUCGAAUACUGCCAGGUAUCGGAUUUCCUCUGGACGUGUGGAUACUGUCUCGAAUCCGCCUAUCUGCAUUCACGUUACACAGGCCUGGAGUUAUUCAUCUGGUUGAUCUUGACCCUACUACGGAAGUCUUGCUGAAUUCAACCGAAGGCUUCGCCCCCCUUCUUGUUGUUGCCAUUAUCAAUUUUACUCCUGGUCAUCCGUUGUAAGCACGUUUCGACGCGAGUUAUCGGAAAUUUUUCGUUAUCUCGAAAGUUUCGUCGUCUACCAUAAAUAGGUAGGUAUCUCUAGAUUAUGGAUCUUAACCUAUCGUGGAGGAGUUAAUUUUCUGACUCACUUCAGCCUCAUUCGUACCGGAGAUACAGCACGACACAUUUUUUUCCCGAAGGCUCUAGGCAGCACUGCUGUGUCAUCAGCGUGCCGAAGGUCUGUGUCUGCCAACGCGUGCAAGAGUCCAACUACUAAGAAAACAUAUUCUUGGUGAGUGCCGGAGAUGUUGUUAGGCGGAUCACUCGUUGACUGUAGCCCGAAUUUCUCGUCGUUCUGUAUGAAUGGUUUGGGUCAGUCGUGAGAUUUUCAAUAGCCGGUUUCAAUACUGUUCCGGACAGUACUUCUGCACCCGUGGCAGUUUGUGGUACUGGGACUGCUGAGCUCAAUUCCUCUCCUGCGAUGUGUUUAAACCCAAAUAACCCAAGAGCCUCUUCGAGUUUCUGACAGACAUUAACAAACCAAGUUUUUGAGCUGGCCACGUCUGCGUUGCUUUAAAUGAGGAAAGGAUGUUGCAUUUAAGGUAAGAGCACUGAGCUUGCGAUAAAUUUAUUCCGGUCAGUUCGGCCUCCCUUUGCAUGACCUGAUGACAGUUCGACCAUCGUUUCCGAAGAUGUCCACUGUGUGCUCCACAGCAAGGUGCAGCAGACACGGCAACUUGCGCGUAAAUUAAUUGAAAGUAAUGGUAGACUUGCGCAGCACCUACCGCACUUUCUCUUCUCCACUUCGCACGUGGACCCGGCGUCAAGACAUAGUCAAGAAGACCGGAGGCAAGGGAGCGCGCAGGUGACUGGCGCGGCCGAACCCGCACCUAGGCGCGCCACUACACCCCCUGGUGGGUGUAAAGGACGCACUGGGUGUGAUAGAGCUUGUGGCGGUGGGCGCGCAGGGCGGCGGAGUGAGGGCUGGGCUAGGCAAGGUAGGUGUGUUGGAUGUGUUGUGUAGAGAUUGCGGUCAAUUUCGCCCUCGUGGAUACACAUGUGGCCGAAUAGACCCAUGCGGUGAGUGAAUGUGCGGGGACAGUGGAGGCGGAUGCGGCGGGUGUAAGUUGGUGCUCCAGGCACUGGUUCGCCAGUAUCUGUGCGAUGGAUUCGCAAGUGACCGACCAGGCCGAUGUGCGAAGUGAGGGUGAGAUCGCAAUGAGGACAGGUGUAGACCAGGUUCUCACCACCGGUGUCGACAGUGAUGGUGUUGGUGUGUCAGGAUUGUGUGUGAUGUUGAUGUACGUGGCGGACACCACAACGGCAGACGUUGAGGCAGUGGGGGAGGAGGAAGAGAGUGUGUUGUUUCAAUUUUGGUUGUUUUGACCGUGAGGUUUGCGUUUGCGACCACAGUCCGUUCGCAGACGCUGUGGUUCCCAGCGUUUGUUUAUUUCACCCUUUCUAAUCCCUUUCCCCUUUCAGGGGUGAGCAGUGCAAUCCCUUAAUAGGGCUUUUCAGUUGUCCCAGGCGGCCACCGAACUCCACUAUGGGCCACGACUUUUGUUUAGUGGGAGAGCGACCCGAGCUAGCCCGGGACUGCCUACGACGACGCGUAAACGAGAGUAGAGAGACGGGAGGCCUUGCUUUCCCGUUAGUUCUCUAGGUUUACUGGAUGGCAAAAUAGGAGUGGGGAGCAGGCAUAUUCAACAGAACGACAUUUAACUUACAGUAAGGACGGAAACGAGCAAGCAGACAAGGAUAACAAGAAGCAAAGGCAACACAGGAAAUCUAACAGAGCGGCAAUUAGCUUUCAACCAGGACAAACACAGGCAAACAGACAGAGAGCAUGCAAAAAGAACAAGCAGAGCAAGGGCAGCAGAACAACGUUCGCUUACCUGGGGGCUCACUUACCUUGUGGCCUCCUGCGGUGUACCAGACGCGGAGCCUCGUCACGGCGAUGUCGAUGCGGCGAUCCGUCCGGCCAGCGGAGUCCACAUUACCGUGCCCGCGGAUGCACACGCGGAUACGCUCACCCAAUUUAGCCUGUCGGUCGAGGCGGUUGCCGGCGUGUGGCUGUUAGGCAGUGCCUGGCUUCGGCGAGCCACAUGUAAGAGUUGGGUGUUAGCAAAUGGACACUAAGCGUAGUCUGCAUCUGCAAGCAUAACCUGAUAUACCCACACUGUCAUGUUCCUUUCUUCUAAGGCUGGCGCCUCGGUUUCCGUUCAUCAGCGCGCAUGGUCCAAUGUUCAAAACCGAAUGGGAGGCAUGCAUGACUGAAUGACAUGAAUGUGGACUUCUUGGGUAGUCCAGACAUUACGGUGGGGGCAGGCGUACAUUUGAAUGUUAGCGGGAACCAUGCAAACAACCUUACUUUAUAGAACCACAUCUCCAUUCCGUGACUAGGUAGCGGUAAGUUGGCUCAGUUAUAUUGCACACUCCUAUUCUGGGUACCACUAAUCGCAAGAAGUGCCGUAGCUCGGUGACAUUUUGUGUUUUGCAAACCUUAUCAGGCCACCUUGUUCUUCCACGGCACCGUACAUGCCUCAUGUCAUUGUAGCCUAGUGGUCGGAGGGCGGUUUAGUCAACAUUGUCGAUUUCGCUUCAAUCCUGUCUUCUUUCUGAGUUUUCUGACAGCCUAACGUUUUCUUUUCGUUCAGCGCCCCUGCGCAGUUUGUCUGAAAACGGCGUAAGUCGGCUAAAGUCCCUUCGGCUUUUGAGCGUCUACAAAAAGAAUUAGAGCAACCGGUUCUUGCGGAUCAGGACAAGUUGAUCUCCUUUGCGGAUUCUUAUUCUGCUUGAUUCGAAAAGACUUCUGCAGACCUGAUGCCCAACUCCGUUUUUUCAAAGCCACCACAAAGUGUUUGCAUGCAUGCAUGCGUGUGUCCCCCCCCCCCGCAAACGGACUUUUCUGUAGGUGCGCUAGACCAGGCUGGCUCAUGACACGCGCUUGUCAAGCCGUGCUGAGUCUGCACGAGUCGUUACCUAGUGCCUCACAUUCCUGUACCACACCGUAGACGAAUGCCUUUACGCCAGGUCACCCAAUGCGCCCAGUCUAACUUCCAGUCGGCCUAGCUCAGACAGACUGUUGAUGCAUGUGAGAUUAGAGAGUGAAGUCGACGCAUGAUAAUCCAUCUUCACAGCAAUCCAGCGCAUUCCUCACUAGUAGAUCUCGUGCGUUUAAGUCUAUCACGACGCGCCAAGAGUCGUGAUUUAGAAGAUCGCCAACUAAGGGGGUUAAAUGCAUCCUUCUCAGGACUGAGGAUCGAACUAUAAUGGCUCCUUAAUGUCGUUAUAGGAGAUCCGAAACCCCGAAAGGCAAUCCGGUGCAUGUGGAGCGGAGCCGUGCCGCCUACGGUACGCGUAGACGGGCUAUUUAGGUCUGUCUGCCACUACGUCCAUGCGCACGCCCGGUUGUCUUGGUCUUUAUAUCGGAGCAAGGUGGGUGACGGAAGAAAGAAAGAAAUCUUCUCCACUGUACGCAGAUGCACACGCAAGUCACUGUCUUGCCCACCCCGUGAAGCAGUGAUAGAUCUCGUUGACUGCGACGACCGAGUUAUCGCUUUUUUGUAUGAGGUUUAGGGGGGUGUCAUGGGAUUAAUUGGCGAGUUUUUUGACCAUUUCGUGACAAUGCACGAGCAGAUCUCACCGAACACAUCAAUGACCUUGGUGCCACCUCCCACCCCCUCUCUGUCACCCAGCCCACCUCUGUGACUCCUCGACAUUGUAAUCUGCACGACUGCCACGUCCUGAUAACCGUCCUUGAGCGGUUGGGUAGCCCAGGCGAGAAUAUCCAGUAUCUGUGUCUCCAUUUGUUAAUCCCCACCGCCCUCCGCCCCAAACAAAACGUCCUGUGGAGAGAGUGCAGUCGUCCCGCAAGCGGCUUCGAUUAAUUCAGGUGGUUUUUUCCUCACACCAAUGUCCUGGCUCGUGGUAGAAUUCGUCAUCUGCCUCGGACGGUUCACAGCCCGAUUCGGACAUCGUCGUUCGUGACGGUCGAACGGACAUUGCGAAGUGCGCUGUUUAGUUCCUCACAGUGUAAGGGGUUAUGAUACAUGUCCAAAAAUGCCAAUAACGACACCGUCUGCUCAUGGGCGCUAAAAACAGUUUAAACUCUAUGAAACAGCGGCAACCCCCUCAUCCCCUAGCAAUCCAUGGUUCGCCAGAAUGAGCAGACUCAUUCUAUCAUCCCAGAAUACUCGUUCCAUUUCAGACAACCCACUAACCAAGAGGGAGGGCAGCUUUGGUUGCCCGCAAAUAGUUUCCAUAUGAGGUGUAACCCUCUUUUGCGACCAAGGACAGCUGAACGAAGGAGGAGCGGGAUGCACCUGAGAGCGCUGAGACGUUAGAGUCGCCUUUACCAUAGAACAGCUGUCCAGCCUCCAUGGGGAAUCUUCUAUGGUCACAUGGCUGCGAAGCUCUCACUCUGUGGGGUGAACUUUGCCAGUCACCAACGCCUAUGCUUCCCCCAAGCGACAAACAAGGAGGACGUGAAGGACAAGUUCUGUGAAGUUCUGCACGUCUGCUCGGCCAUUUUGGGGGCGGAACAAUUACUAAUUCCCGAUAAUUUCAAUGCUCGCGUUGUCACAGACCACGUCACUUCGAAGGCAGUCAUAAGUCAUUACGUAGUCGGAAACGUUCUCCCGUUGCCAAACUGAGGAAAGACAGCGUGAAUGCACCGUCGCUCUUGUUACUGGCAACUGUUGGACCACGCCCUCAUCAGGAGGAGAGGCCAACGUGUUGCGCUGGUGGGAAAUGUGACGUGGUGCGUAACACUCAACCGGCCACUGCUUUAUCAUUUUAAACACAUUAUAACCCCAUCACGUAGGAGACAAACUAAACGUAAGAAAGCACCAAGUAAGAUAAACGCUUUACUCAGAAUGGAAUUACCGACAAAGACAAGGGAGACUGAAGUGGCCAUUUCUGACUUAUUAGCCGUCGUCAGCCAGUCACACCCAACCCCGAAGUGUGGAGCACCCGAGGCUCGAACUCGCGACCUGUUAGUUAGAAGUCCACGCCUCUAACCACUGGGCCACGAGCCCGUUGCCUUGUCGGUUUCGACCGGACUUCUAACUAACAGGUCGCGAGUUCGAGCCUCGGGUGUUCCACACUUCGGGGUUGGGUAUGGCUGGCUGGCGACGGCUAAUAAGUCAGAAACGACCAUUCCAGUCUCCCUUGUCUUUGUCGGUAAUAUCAUUCUGCCUAUAUCAUGCGCCGUUCUGCGGCUGCUGGUUGGGCUCGAGAGAGAGCCCGUAAGGCACAACGGCACGAGUGAGUUCCGUAAGAACAACCGGUGAGCGCCCCCUACCAAACGCUAUAUUAUUUUAUAUCUCUGAGGGCCGACCAAAUCACCGCUGUAGAAUGAGCGUCAGAGGUAAAGGCAAGUUCGGGAGGAGGAAGCCGUUGAGCUCAGAUGAAAGAAACUGCAGGAUGCCCUUGUUGUGGAAACAGGAAAUGAAACAGGUACUACGAAAGUCUCGUACACUGUACACUCAUUCACACCAGUCACCACCACGUUCUUGGAACAGUGAUAGUCCUCGCAGUUCGCGAUGGAUGGACUAUCGGCAACGGACGCAGUAGCGGCCUGAAUGUCACUUGUUGCCAUUGCGUAGCCUUCUUUGUCUAAAAGUGCACCACAAGCCACCAAAUGCCGUUUUUUGUAAAUGCCUUCGCUAGACUAACGUUUGUCAGAGCGCUUGUUGUUUUGACCCCUGCCCUCUCGCUCCACAGGUUCAUGCACGCACGCACCUCCGUCGCCGUUCGAUCAUAUGUGAUGACUGUGGCAUGCUCUUCAAGCAACUCUCCCACCUACAUAAUCACCUUCGGCGGGUUCAUCAGAAGACAGUCAGACCGAAUUCUCUGGUGCCCCGAGUCCCUCUACAGCCUCAACCGCCAAAAGGUAUUAUCUUCUUCCCAAAUUGCGGCGGCCUCUGUCCUUCAUUACUGAGUUGGGUCCUAGGACUUUCGUAGUACAAGUCUUUUCUCUGAUGGAAGUCCCGCCUGCGUGUAAUGUCGUGUCUACUGGCCGGUUUGAGCUACAUUACCACCGAGUCCCAUGUUUUCUGUGUCAUAGGAUCCUUCCGUUUCCUGUGUUUUGUUUAAAGUAGCAUGUUUUAGCCGAAACACCUGAGGCGCUGGCACCCACAUAUAGACCUUCAAACGUAAGCCAAUCUUCAGGUUUGGCUGUGACAGCUACCUGCGUCCCCCCCUCAUCUCCGGUCUUCUUGACUAUGUCUUGGCACCGGGCCCAGGUGGGGAGAGCGCGUUAUAUGCUGCGCAAGUCCGCGCUAAUUAUAAAAUAAUUCACGCGCAAGUCACUGUGCGUGCUUCACCUUGUCGUAGAGCAUACGGUGGACACCGUCGGGCACAACGAUUGAACUGUUGUACUGGAUCUAGUUCCGCGUUUAUCCACGGUAAUACAGACCGACUUUUCAGCGAGGUUCGCCAUCCGCUCACGAUAAGCAUAACAUGAGCAUUUUAUUUUUUCCUAGAAAGCGCUUGUAAGGAACUUUUCUUAGAAUUGAGUCAUUUAUGAAGUUGGUAUGUAAACGCACAUCAUACCUUGGUUGCAACACAUUUCCGUAAUUCGAAUAUGUUUUUCGCGCUAUGACUUACGUUGUUAAGACAUCCCAAAUGUAAAAAAGCAACAACUUCCCAAACUCUGGACACCCAUGCUCCCUCUAGAAGCACAUUGUGGACUUCGUGAUGGACCUGAUGCGGUCGACUUGUGGACCUUCAGAAACAUGUCUUUAAGCAUGCUUCUGCAGAUCCCUAGAUUCCAAAUUUUUCGAAGAAAAAGUAAAUGAGUUCAAACACUGCUCUUACAAAGGGUGUCAGUUAUUCAACAGUAUGUUCAGGAAUAUACGCCAAGGCACAGCGGGACCAACAUGUCCCCUAUCCCGACUCACAUUCAGACAAGAAUAGGCGCACACCGAUCCCCUUGUUUCCUGAAGAACAUAAGCCCCGUCUGGGUGGAAGAGGUCAUGAGCAAUCACCCAUCAAACCGAACUCAGCCAAUUCAUGUUCCAUCUCAUUAAAUAUUAACCGAAAUUCUUAAAUGUGUUUUCGAUUAAGAAAGAUUAUUUAAGUGUGGUUGUGAUACUGAUUGUCGUACAACGUAAUCCCAUGAUAUUUUAGACACACCAGAAGGUUUGUUUUCGGCCGUCCGCGAAAACCGCACUCGGCAAAAAAUGAUUACUUCAAUGGCACGCAUGUUUUCUAUCUAUUUUUGAUACCCGCAUAAAUCCAAAUGAAAUUUAUAGAAAACAUGCAAAAAUAUUCUUUCUUCUACUUAUUUGGUAGCCAAUCACUUCAUAUUGUAUGCUGUGGGGAAGGGCGUAUUUAGGUUUUUAAGCAGGUUUUCAAUUCCAAAUAACUGAGUGUGAUCAGUUGUUGGAUUUGCAUACAGGAUUUUCGGUCCACGUGCUGUAUACUUUCCGUGUGAGGAAAAUCGUACAUUCCUCUAUGCCGUUAAGAAGUUACCAUUUGAGGCUCAAAAUUUUGCGGUAGAUCUGGACCGUGUUGUAUACUUCCCGAUGAGCAUUAAAAACAGGCAGAUACAAUGCUAUUUAAGUGGACAUUGGAAGAUCCUUAAAGACCACAUAACUGCAAACUUUUAAAAACCGGAAGACACCCUUUUCGAGCAUAGAAUUUGAAGAGAAGUGAUUUUCCACCAAAUGAGUACAAGAAAGAAUAUUUCUGUGAAUAUUUCCUAUGAAAUAUAUUUAAAUUUAUAGGGUCAUUGAAAAUCGAUUGAAAAGUGCAUACUAUUUAUGCAGUCCAUUGUUACCUGGUGCGCUUUUUGCAGACGGUCGGAAAGAAUUGCGUUCAAAACCCAUCAUCUUCGCAUGUGUGAAAUAUCAUGGGAUUAUGCCGCACGAUAAUCAAUAUUACAAUCUCAACCGCAAGCGUAUUUUAGAAUUUUAGUUAAAAUUUUAUGAGAUCCACCACCGACUGUAUUUCUCCUUUCUUGACCGGGCAGGACCGAAGGUGUCCUCUUUCAAUCUUAGUGAGAAUCUUUUGUCCGUGACCCCUACACCGCAUGUCGCUUGUUCAUGCAUACGCUAGGUUCAGCGUUUCCGCACAAACUAAGCCGAUUUAAAAGCCCCUUACACCGUUUUGUCUUUAGCGCCGAGUGAGUAAUACAGGUGCUUGUCAGUGUGAAUUCUGUUGUCUAGAAGUCUUUCCGAAUUUGUUGUUUCCACAGUUCUGCAGCCUUUUUUACUCCUUAUUACAGCCCCGGUAAAACACGUCAUUAAAUGUUAACUUAUGUUCUUGGCCUGCCUCCUUCUGAAACAUAGCGAUAGUGUUUCCUUACAAAUAUCUAAGAGGGCUGGGAAAGCUAAAUAGGAAGGCUAACUUCCCCCCAACUCCAGUUGAAUCGAAUUACCGAGCCACCAUUUUGAGGUGGGCCACAGUUUGUACCGCCAGUUCGGGAAGUUAAUACUUUGUCGGACACAAGAAUAUGGACUCCUAGUACUAGAUGUGGCCUCACGCUAAAUUCCGGGCGGGGGUCCUGACUUUAAUAUUAACCCUUAUCCUCCUAACCAUACCACUGGCCCACGUAAACCUAACCCUAGCUAUGAGCCGAAUCCUAGCCCUCCUAACACUAACCAUAACUCUAAUCCCCUGGAAUUUUAGGCAAAGCCAUCUUUAAUACGGGCGUCCAUAUUCCCGUGUCCAACCUAAUACGCUUCUGUUAGCGUCUCUUGCGUUAAAUCCUUUGCAUAUUUUUCCCUUCACCCCCGCCCUGGUUAUCUAUGCGGUUUUAUCCUUAUUUUCCACAAUGUGAACUCCCAUCAGUCGCGCUUAUAUGUGCGGGCUGAGGUCUCAGUAUUUCAGGCAUAUUCUGUCGCCAGUUAAAAGUUUAGGUUAGAUGAUAGUUGGUAGCCCUCCUGAAACCGCAAACUCCCAGCUGUCUGUCAAUCGGGACCGGUGGUAAAAGGAGCUAUAUGGUUAGGACAAUUGAGUGGACGGGUAAAUGGCGAUUGUAUUAUAUGCUAGGAAUUGACGUAAAGUGGAAGCCUAAUUUAGAUUAGGUGAAAAAUACAAGGAAGGUAUGAAAAUGAGCAAGGAGACUUUGAACGGUGUGUGGAAUAAAUGCAUCCUAGCCUCAGAUUGGAAAGAAAAGCAAGUGAAGGCGAACAAUCAAUGGGAAGAAGGCAACUGGUCCGAAGGUCAUUCCGCAGUGUGCGCGAUAGAACUCCAUCCAACAUAGUGGACAGAAGAACACGAGAGUAAAGCAGCGGCACGCGGGACGCCACAAUGCAAGCCGGGUAAGACUUUUAUGCGAGAAUGUGGUUUGGGCGAAAAAGAAAAUCCGCAAAUAAUGAGGCAGUCGAAAGCUACCUCUGCUAAUGGAAGUGGAUAAAGUGUAAGCCUCAUUGGCAUCGUUACCGGUGCCAAUCCGCCCAAGAUAGUACCUCUACAAUGAAUGAGGCAGUCAAGAGCUACCUCUUUUUAUGAAAGUUGAUGUAGGGAAAGCCUCUUUGUCAUCGUUACCGGUGCCCAGGAUAGUACCACCACAAUGAAUCUGGUACAGGUACUACAGCAAGCAUGCAAAUUUAGAAACAUAAUGAGAACGUAAUUAUAACUGCUGAAAUCAAGUCAGUAGGUACAGUUGUGGAUUCUGUGGGCACGGUUGCCAACUCCCUCUUCUAAUGAAAUUUGACAUAGGGUAAGCCUCAUUAUCAUCGUUACCGGUGCAAAUCUGCCCAGGAUAGUACCUCUAAAAUGAAUCUGAUACAGGUAAUACAGCGUGCGCGUGAAUUUAGAAGCAUAAUGAGAACGCAAGCACAGCUACUGAAAUCGAGCCAGUAGGUACCAUUGUGGAGUCUGUGGGCACGGCUACCAACUAUCAUCUUACCAAAGUUUACUUUGUAGUCAGUAUCAACUUAAAUUAUUGUUUCAUCCUUACUUUCAGAGGGUGCAGACAACCAAAAUCCCGCUGCCUUGCACGUAGACCUGGGGCGAUUCCGAGCGAUUAUGGUGAGAGUUCCUAUUACGUACUACUCAUUUUUACACCUCAGUUCGCGUUCCAUUUGGUAACAAAAUGACUAGAGAUAGGAAAUUGUGUAGCUACUGACCUCGGCAUUCGUCCCAGUCAGCGCGUUUCACAGUAUGCUGGUUUCUUCUUCCCAACGGAGCCGAACUCCACAUAUUUGAAAGCCCACAUCCAUAGGAAUUGUGACGAUGAGGUAUGUGGCCUUACUAAAGAAGUGGGAGGCAAAAACUCUCGUAGUACAAGAAUUGUGAUAGUAGAGGUUUUGUGGGGUUGAGGGGGGGGGGUAAACAGAACUGACAGAUGGCUGUUUUCGGAAAGCGAGUACAAAAAGGUAUAUCUAAGCUGUUAGAUUGCUUAAAUACGCCAAUGAUUCGUAAAAACGCGAGCGCGCAGUUCUAAAUACUUAAAAUUAGGAGCUGUAAACGGGCGGAAAAGAGGAAGUUCGAGGGUAUUGGUUAGAUAUUCCAGGCGGACUAAUCCUAGCCCGAGACGGCCAGUCACUUUGAGGAACGCUUGAAGAAUAUGUCGUUAGAUCCGACUCAUGAUGGCCGCGACUGAAGAUUUAAUCGAUUUUUACAACGUUUAUAGCCUAACUCCAACGUUUGAAUUCUAACCCUAACCUCAAACCGUAACUUCCUAAGUCGAACGCCAACCCUAAUGGUAACACCUGAGGGGGGCGUGACGAGGAGUGAGUAGAAUAGAAGGAGGUUAAAUUAAGCCUGCCCAAAUGACAUAAGUAGGUAUGUCAUAAAAGUAAAAACUAUGUGGGGGCACAUACCCGGUCGUCACCAAAAUUGUCAGCAGAGUUGUAUAAAGGAGCUAUUACAGACUGCUUUUGGUCAAAGGGAUACUUUGCAACUUGUUGGUAGCCUUCUAGACACUUUGUAUGCCAGUGCUAUGGCUUGACUGUUUAUUGUGGUGAGGGAAUGUUCGACUGUCCUCCACCUUCUUCCUUUCGUGUCUUGGUUGCAAGCAUGCAUCAAGAUGACUGGAUAUGGGUAUACUCCUUGCUCCGGCAAACAUAAUCUAGGCCUAAUUUGUAUAGCUAUUCUCACAGAGAAUGUCGGCCCGCCUGGACUUUCAGAAUGUUUGGUGAGCAUCUGCUGUGACGCGAUAUUUUUUUCACCUUCUAAGAAGCCGAGUUAUUUCGCUUAAUACCAACCUGUAUGCUUGUUGUAUUCUGUCGAAAUUAAUGUUGUUAAGCACGAGCAUUUAUUGAAAAUCUGUGCUGUCUAACCAACAUAUGUCAGUAUAAGUACUAGCUGAAAGCCCAGGCACUUGAUCUGCCGCUGAGUUUUCUGCAGUUGCAUGGGACAGCUGCAAGAGGUCCGAUUCCACAAUAAGUUCCCUAGCGUUACCUAUGGUAUUUCUGUUUUGCACGCACAAAAGUUUCUGAACUCCGAACGAAUUCUGAUCGACAAGGCUUUUUAGGUUAAUUUGUCCGUUAGAUAGAAAUUACUCAGUUGUUGGACAGACGUGCAUGAAUAUUACUUGGUUGUUUUGCUGUAUCUGAUAGAAUUCGGCUCGGUUGUGCCGGCUUUUAGUUGAAUUUGAAAAGGCGUUACUUCAAGUUCACACGUAAGUUCCAGCCAAAGUUGUGGCCAUAAAAUUUGGGUCGUACUUGAGACUCCACGCGAGUUGUCUCGUUGUUUCUCACUGAUAACUGGUACUUGGUACGGCUGCGAUCAUGCCUGAUCUAGCCGGCGUCGAUGAUGUCCCAAAAUCUACCUCUCCACCCGUGACGAUCCGCAGCAGCAGAUCUGGACAGUUCAACUCAUUCUUUCCGCCAACGACGGAGACCGAAUGCCGAAGGUCCAAGAACCAUCUCCAUGUCUUGACGAACUGUGUCGAGCCAGGUUUUGAGUUUACUCCCUCUUCAACGUCUCCAAUGGGGUUAACGGUGCCGGGUCGAGGACAGUAACACUGAGCUCCUGAGGUGGACGACGAAGAACAUGCCCAAACCACCUCAGUCGUCCUUCUUGGAUGGCCUGGGUUAUUCUCGCGAGGUUGUCGCAGCGAGAGCGGACUGUCUCAUUUGAGACGAAGUCGGUAUACUUUAUUUGAAGAAUGGUCUUCAAGCAAUAGUGGUCAAAUACCUCCAGUUUUCGCUCGUCCUCCACGCGCACAGCCCAGCAUUUACAACCGUAGAGAAGGACAGACCGGACAGAUGCACGCUGCACGCGAAUCUUAGUGGCGAUGGAGAUGUCGCAUCGGAUCACUAGGCAUUUUCUAAGGCUUGAGAAAAUCCGGUGGGUAGCAUCAAUUCGGGAGACGAUGUCGUCCUUACUCUGUCCUUUCAGCAGCGGCCUCUCGCCGAGGUAUUUAAAACUGUCUACUUCAAGUUGACAGCUAACAAUCUCGGGAGGUGUCUUCUUCUGGUCAGGGAUGCAGCUUGAAAACACUUUGGUCUUCCCAGUGUUUAUGGAUAAACCGACCGAUUUCGCGACCUCGUUCACCCGUGACACCAUAGACUGCAGAUCACCAAAACUUGAAGCAACUAAGGCGAUAUCAUCGGCGUAGUCGAGAUCAGUCAGUCGGUGUCCAAGUGCAAACUCGAUGCCGUUACCCUCGUGUAGGACCCUCCCGAGAAUCCAGUCAACAGCGUAGUUGAACAGAACGUACGACAGGAUAUAACCCCGUUGAACGUCAGACCGAGUACCAAACGAUUGGGGAAGAUUGUUGCGGACUAGAACUCGUGUGAUUGUGAAACGAUAAUAGGCCUUGAUCAUGGCGAUGAUUUUUGGCGGUACAUCAUCUAGCACCGUUAUCUGCCACGGGUACUCAUGUUAGACGGAAUCGAACUCGACGGCGAAGUCAACAAAGCAGACGGCCGUCGGUUGCUGGUGGCUAUGGCAAAACUCGAGGGCUGCGGAGCGCGCCGGUUCCCGCGGACACCGUAGUAUGGGUCGUAAUACUAUAGUCGGACAUAUUUCAUGGGGUUUCAUGGAAAUUCCGGAUACAGGCGGGUCCCCAGCAGUUGUCUUCUCUGGCGCUUUGGCUUAAAAGCCUAGCCACAAGGCAGCGGUGACAAGCAAACUUAUUUACUGGCGGUUUGCGGUCGCCAUGUCACAAUGUUGUCAUUGGGCUUUACGGCUUUUCGUAAGGCUUUCAGCGUGCCGGACCUCAACCGUCCGCUCUCUGGUAGCACUGUCGCUGCUGGUCCGCGACUGCUUAUUCGUCAGACCUGAAUCUGCUUAUUUCGCAGCUAACCUUCACUGAAGACCGUUGCACUAUCCGCCACCUGUGGACGUGCUGGGUAGCCAGCAGCUAGGCUAACGGGCAACCCCUCUUCCCGGGACAACCCGUCUUCCCAGGUUGGUAUCUUUCGGACGUCAUAAGUUUCUGACUCACACCUAUCAGUUGUUCCAGUCACAAAUGUCCCCGUAUAUUUUAUACAAAACAAGCCUUUUCCAUAAACUAAAAUCCUAAGCAGGCCUGUGUCGAUGUACGUCUAUCUCGGCCAAAUACCGACUAGCUCCUGCUCGUUCCGUGGGGCUCUCUAGUCCGACCUAAUGGUCAGAAUGAACAAUCACUGGAAGAAGCAGCUUGUCUUGUCGUCGUCAUUCACCUCCUGUAUUUACUGAAGACAUUCUACUUGAACCUGAGUCAUUCUUUUCGGACGAAGUAGAAUUCACUGCUUAGAUCAAUACAGGCAAGCAUAUCCCAGGUUCUUAGUGUAAGGCAGAAGAAUGUACAAGCAUUGGGCCGGUCAAAAGGAGAGAUAUUUAUUACCUUCUAGGGGGAGAGUUAUUGGCUGCAAACUGUGUGGCGCAUUCACAAGCGGUCCUAAGUUUCUGAGUGCGUGACAAUGUGUUUACAUGUCUUCUACCAGACAUUCGAAUUCGCAGGUUUUCACAUUCCUCAGGAAUUAAUCGCUAACUUGUAGCUGUGUCAUGCAGCGGUGGAAUAUCGACGAAACACGUGUCUGGGCUUUUAAUUAGUAUCUGUGCUGUCAAGUAUGGUAUAUGGUACAACGUAUCCAUAUUCAAAUUAGUUUGAAAAUUAAUUAUCAGUUUUUUUUGGUCCACAGAUAUGUGAGAGGUUUUAGUUAUUUGAAAUUUGCAGAAUCGUCUGCAACUGUACUCGCUCCACGCUCUAAACCAGUUAAUCGACUAUAGGCUAACGACGUCAUCCUGCUUUGCAGUCAACCGGAUACGGAGCCCUGGUGUAUGAGGUGUGACCUGCGGACCAAUCGUAUUGUGUCUAGGUUAUUCGGUCUCUCUCAUUCAAAGUCUGGCCUGUGUCUUAGUCACCGGCCUUCCUGACCUGCGCACGAACUGUGGUCUUCUGAAGACAGACGAGCCAGUAGUAGCGCUUCCACUCUCUUAUAUUCGGUUGGAACCAUCCUUCCUCUAACCGAAAAGUCUGGCCGCGUGCGCUAGUUUGAACGGUUUCUAAGCCAGAUCCUGACUGCUCUGCACUUCUGACGUCUUUUAUACAGUUGAACUUUGUGCUCAUCCGCAUGUCUUGUGUACGAGUUUUCGUCAUUUUUGUUAGCCAAAGCCAGCACAGUCAAGCCAGCCGACAAGGAAGCUUCCUAUCGCUCGCAAUUCAUCCACUCGAUCUGUGAAUACUCCCAGCACCACCACAGUGUCCUGUUGCGCUGCCCUCGAGCCCGUCACUUCUGCUGUCCUUCCGUCUGAUGACAAAAAGCUUAUUAAUACUGCGGAUUUUCCUGUCACACUUCCAGCAGCGUCUCAGUCGGUUGGGCAGACCCUCCAACUUCAGCCUCUACCUGCUACCGGUGGACAUCCCAUCCUCCUGAUAGCCCCAGUCUGCCCGAGCAGCGUCGUUGACGACGCCUCUGCUCUACCGUCGGCUUUGUUUACUAUUUCAGACCCUUUAGCGGGCUACCCCACUUGGAGUAUGGCAACAAAUGGGGAUCAGGCAAGUGUGCUCUUUACCUUUCCCGCCUGUUCUUCAGCGCCGCAUGUUUUCACUGUGUACACAAAUUGUGAAAUUUUGCCGAUCGGGUCCUAUUUAAGUCCAGUAAAAUCGACGGUUGAGACCAGCCUUCUACAUUCGGUACCUCUUUUGCCUACCCAUAUCCGUUCCACAGGAACCUAUUAGCAUCACAGGCUUUCUUUUGAAGCCUAUUUAAACAUCGGGAUCUUCCUUGAGUUAAAACCAGCAGUGAGCGUGCCGGUCAGAAUUACCGGCUUUCGGCGACCUUACACAUCCUCCAUUACCAGUGUCUACCCGACAGUAGACAUUCCGUGGACCCAAAACUGACGUUCCGAGACCCGUGUAAACAGCGACCUCAUGUUGUAGGCCUGGUCUUCUAAUGGUCAUUUGAUAUCUCCAUUGCUUGUCUGUUACUUUUUUAGUUAAAAUGCCCUUUCUGAACUGCAAACUAUGUCCUGAACUUGACUUUCAUAGUCGUGGAAUAUUAACGUGCCUUACCAGUUUUGAACUGAACUCCGGCAUUGCCGUUAUUAAUAUUCAUUGUUUGAAGCAGUUGUAAUUUACCGGUUUCUUCAUCCGCCUUUUGUGUCGUGCAUAAACAGACGGCAGCUGAAUCACUGACGUCUCUAAAUUCUGUUUUUAUUGGAAUUCACGCCUUUUUGAUGUUUACAAUAAUACUCACACCGUCUUCGUUUACUGCCAGACAUGCGGCCCAACUACCCUAGUUAAGUGAAGGACACACACGGAGCGCAGAGGUAAUUAAACGACUGUGCUCCUCGACUACACUAUUCAGACUUCAACCCGAUUUUGCACCACCGUAUCCAACUAAUCAUCUUGUCACAUUGCUUAUUAACGCAGUCGAGACCAGCUAGAGCAGCUUAUUUCCGUCGCGAAGCAUGCUGUAUUCAGUUACCGUCUCCGUGAAAUUCCCACCUGGCAGCUAACCUACCUCCUUCUCUCUUCCACUCAGCUGUUUCCCCAACUUGUUGCUCUUCCACAUAUCCUGCCAAACGCUGUCACUGGCAAUCUUCAACAGUCCUGUCUGGUGUACAGUCUGCCGCCGCCCACCAGUCUCCAAUCAGAUCCUAAUGUCUUCUUCAAGACUCCCGAGUGCCCUAAACUAACUACGGACCCAGCCUCGAUUGUCCCAUCGACAGGGACGGUGGUUUAUGCCGCUACAGACCUUGAAGACGGCAAUUCCUACUGUGUGGACGCGGGCAACGAUACCAGCAGUGGGGUAGGCCACGAUAUCUAUCAACAGCAGUUCGACACUCCCACAGCUGUGCCUGAUUCCAGUGAGAGGAGUAAGUGCCUACAGCAAUGUUUGUGAAGCUUAUUAAUACUGGAACUUGAAGUGUCCUCAGAACAACAGAGCAACGCUGGAACCUGUACUCUGAAAAAGGAUGCUCUGCUUUACUAAGUUGAACAAUAGCAUCGCAUGCAUCUCGUUAUAGAUUGGAAUACUAAUCUUCCUAGUAUUGUAAAGGUAGUAGUAGUAGUAGCAGUAGUAGUAGUUAGUUAGUAGUAGCAGUUAGUAGCAGUGGCAAUAGUAGUAGUAGUAGUAGUAGUGGUAGUAGUAGUAGUAGUAGUAGUAGUAGUAGUAGUAGUAGUAGCAGCAGCAGCAGCAGCAGUAGCAGCAGCAGCAUAGUCCUCUCCAAGAUGGGCAACAGAAAUAGCAAUCUGCCAAUGGAAAAUCUCUUACAGCCGAAUGAAUCGGUCAUGCUUGUUAAGCUCCACCCGUUUCUAAGGUUUUUAUUGUCAGUGUGCUCCAUCCCGCAUUUGCAUCAGACAAGCAAAGUCCCUUGCCUAUAUUAUGAUCUCCGACAGCCGCUUCCUGCUGCCUCAGACAACCCUGACAGAACGGGCACCGUCUGUCCUGUAAUCAGGCGACAUCCUCGAUCGUCGUCACAUUUGGGUGAAUACGUUGGAGCGCGAUGGUUGACAAUGUAGUUUUUAAGAUCAACAUUUUGGGAGACAGAAUUAGUAGCAAGGUCAACUGCAGCAGGGAGCCGACGGGCAGUUCUGCGGUCGACGUCAUCCUUUUUUAUUAGUCGUGGCGCGAGGUGCUUGUGUGCGCUUGAGGCACAAAUAAGCGGAUCUACUCCAAGUUAACGAUUAAUCUCGGAGGAAAUAAAAAAUCUGCAAUUGCGAAACUAGGACGUUUACCAAAAAGCACGCUGGGAGGCCUGCUGAUGAGCCGAACCCCUCGCAGCUAGGCCAUGCAGGGUAGACUGUCGGCGAACCGCGUUUGGGCUGUCAAGUGGGGUACAUCGCACAACUCUCCCCCUUAAUGACUCAAUACCAUACUAAGAUACUGGCUGUUUCUCAGCCUCGAUCAUAGUGCAUACUUUGAGCUAUAUAAUGCCUGCCGGUUUUUGUAUACAAUAAGCACAAAAGCUUGCCUUUCUGGUAUUCCGUCGGGCAAAUUCUUAAUAAGUGACUCUUUAAGCGGUCCCCUCUUUGACCUCGUCGCCUUAUUUUGUUUUCCAGCUUCCACUACCUCUUUCCCAUCCUCAAGUAAGUGUCGACUACUUUCAAUUCUCCAGUUGUUAAGGUACCUCUGGCUGUAGUCGAUACCUGGUCUCUCUUUCCUCUCCUUUCGGUCUUUAUUUUACAACUACAUAAGCAUGGCCACCCGGUUCACUCAUCCAGGAUUUGAGCCAGUUUGGCCUAGUGCAAGUCUGCUUAUUCCCCUUUUUGAGUGUUUUCUCUAAUUGAAAAGUAUUUCUCACGUGCGCAUGACAGACGGAUAUAGUCAUUUCGGACUCUUGAUGUCUUCAGCGAGUGAUAUCUCGGUCCCAGACCCGGUGUACCAGAGGUUCUAAAUCCGGACCCAAUUUGCUAUUAAGCACUAAACAGGAUGCUCUGCCACUGGGCCAGACCCCGCCUUACUAAUCACUGUUUAUUUCUCCGCCGCUUUAGGUGUUGCCGAAAGCAACAUUGAGUACUCCUCGAAUGCUUUGCAUGACCCCAGUCAACACUCGUUUACAACUUCAUUCCCACCUAUGGAGAUCGUAGAUCUUGACACGUCUAUCAGUGCCGACGGCCCCGUCUUGCCUUCCACCGACACUGCCAAUCAAGGUGUCUCUUCCGUCCCUUCCGAGCCCAUGCCCUUUGACUCCUCCUGGCCCUCCUUCACUUACAGUGCACCGCUCAUCUACGCGACUGACGCGACUUACAUCUCCAGCCAGCAGACGAUGGACUCAUUGACAUUCGAGUCUCCCCUACAAAUCUCUUUUGAGGAGGAGAUUGCGUCCGCCCCGCCACCGCCUCCCCUCGUAGACGGGUCUUCCUACACAAUUACCCAUACCCAGCAAAUUGCAUGACGUAUGUGUAACUUUCUUUUACUACUGUCACCUUUACUUCGUGGUCCCGCUAGGUUUAGAUCUGUCCUGCGCGUCUAUAUGCAGUUGCAGGAGUGUAUAUGGCUCUCGGGAAGGGCAGUCGCAUUGCGGGGUUGGUAACUGUACCAACUGCUUUGCGAUUCGAGAUCUUUAUGUCACUCUGAUUCCACCUGCAGCCUAGGUCUCACCUGUGUCCCAUAAUCUUGGGCUCAGCCCAGCGGUCACUCAUCUUAGCAACUACUUCAGCCGGUUUGGGGUUGUCGGCAUGUCUCUCCAACAGCAGCGACUUGGUGUGUACGCGAAAGGGUCUAGGCGCUGAGCCCAACUCCAUCUCUAAUCCUCACCUUGUCCUGCCAUUGGGAGAGGAUGAUUGCGUAAGGUGUAUGGGGUAGAUUGUUGCACAAGCCUCUCGCUACAGUUCUUGUUAAACUCAACUCACCACUUCCUCCCGAGACCGUGAGGAUCCUGGCUGCUUACGAUGGACGAAAUGCCGAGAUUCCAAUAUAGCCUAUUUCAGUAAGUUGUUAAUACUGUAAAUCAUGUUGAUAUAGGCUUCUCAUUGACGAUCUAUUUGUACCACAUUGGGGCGGGAGUAUAUCUGCGCGGCGCACUGAAAAUCUGAGCGAUGACCUAGUGAACUGUAUAAUUUUAUAAUAUUUUAAAGUCCAUAUUGACCCAACUGUGAAAAACUCGGCGUCUCGGUGGGGUUCGAACCCACGCAGUAAGGGGGAAGGCUUUAGUACAGCCAACGCUCUAACCACCUGAGCUACGAGGCCCCAAUGAAUAGUUUAAAGAGUUCUCAAGGUGACGCGUCAUUCCAAAUGUUACCUUUCAAGCCUGUAGUUUAUGCCAGAACUAGUAGGCCUUUGAUCUGCGUCUUUAAGUACGCCUUCAAGCAGAAAAUACUACUUCGAUGCAGUUGCAGUCAUGGUUGUUAUGGGGCAUAGCCCGCAACAAGUCACAUGCCGUAAUUUACCUAAUUUUGAUUGAAAGUACUCAGGUUUUUUCUUUUCCUUUGUAUUUUAAGCCUGCGUUUUCACCUGUUUCUUAGGCUUUCAAACUGCAUACCGUGCAAUUGCUAGAAGUCAGCCCCAACUAUUCUUUUUAUUCCAGUAGAUGUGAAUUGUGAUACACAUUUUGUGCUUAUCGUUAAUAAGCCUGCUGGUCUUAAACUUCCCGAAGAAAUAUAUUCAUAUAUCACAAUCUUACUACAACAGAACUACCCCUCUUUCUCAGUCGAAACAUUUUAAUAAGGCGCGGUUUCCUAUAGAAUGAGCAUAGUGGGUGACAUUACUAUUAACUCGUCCCAAGAAGUGUUACAGUUUUGCAAUGGUCAAAUAUAGUCAGGAAAAAAUGCGCCGCUUAAAUUGGGAUUUUUGUCCAAGUUUUAUUUACGCAGGUGACUCUAGAUGUUAUCAAUAAAAAGCCAGCAAGCCACAGUAUGUGAGUUAGUUUGGGACUGUUUCACGUCAGUCAGUAUUGCGAUCUCACUUAGGGAGUAUUUUCUACUUUCAAUUGUAUUUGUCCUUGUCCUCAAAAUUUCGUAAUGCGAUCUACCCUAGACCCGAAGCUCUAUGGAAACAUGGAAAUACCCGUUCCCAUCCUGCAGUCAGAUUAGGUCCGUGAGUAGCACCCUUACCUGGCCUUCAGCGUUCCGGAUCCCAGCCAAAAGGACUUAGACGUUCAGCUUAGUGUCGAGUGCCUUUGCCUUAAACAUGUUCGGCAAUAAGCUGGUAUAGACCCAAACCCGGUUGCGCUAUCACGGGGAAUUGGAAUAUCACCACCUAAUAACAACACGUAUGCCAGAAGUGGUCAUUAUAGUUAGCCUAAAUUAUUUCACACGGUGGAAUCUAAAAUAAAACUAAAACUAAAUUGUCUCAUUUGAAGAAUACUGACUGUUUCUCCCUUCUGCAUACCUCUCAUAUUCACUCUCCAUGUAUCUUAUUACCUACCUCCUUUUGAAUCCCUCUUUCUCUCUCUUCUGGUUUAGUUCCGCACUUCGGCAUUUUCCCCCAAAGCCUCGUCAGGAUCCUACAGUGGCUUCCGUGAAGAAAGUAGCCCCACCUUCUGGUUCAUGCAUCCAGAUGCACAACGCCCAGUCGAAUUUACAUCAAUCUCCUAA
Molecule: messenger RNA, 23336 nt
Organism: Spirometra erinaceieuropaei
Lineage: Eukaryota; Metazoa; Platyhelminthes; Cestoda; Diphyllobothriidea; Diphyllobothriidae
Source: the annotation of a GenBank genome assembly